AUGGCGUCUGCAACUUCGGCCACGAUGGGUGCCGGAGGCUCCGACGAUGACUACAAGGAGAAUGACCAAGUCUCUCACAUCAUGAUGUGCCCUGAUUGCAAGGAGUUCCCGCCCAAUUUGGCCGAGGAGUUUAGUAGCGGUGACAUGGUGUGCGCAACUUGUGGGCUCGUGGUCGGAGACAAAAUCGUUGACACGCGAUCUGAGUGGCGUACGUUUGCCAACGAUGACACAAACAACGAUGAUCCUUCGCGUGUCGGUGACGUUGGCAACCCUCUCUUCGAGGAUACCGUCGCGACGUUGCAGACCUCAAUUGGCAGCGAGGGUAGCAACUCGUUUCAUUUGAUGAAGACGCAGCAGAAGACAGUUGAGAAGGGAGCGAAGAACCUCAAGGAAGGUUUCUCGCAGAUCAAGACCCUCACCGAUGCUCUCCAAGUUGGCAACAACGUCCGCGACACCGCCAUGCACAUCUUCAAGCUCGCCGAUGAGAAGAAAUUCUUGAAGGGCAAGCCCCAGGAAGCUGUCAUUGCAGGAUGCAUCUUCGUCGCGUGCCGUCAAGGCGGUGUCGCCAGAACCUUCCGAGAGAUUUUCAACCUGACCCGCGUUUCCAAGAAGGAGAUCGGCAGGGUCUUCAAGCUCCUAGAGAAGUUCUUGGUCGACAUUCAAAACGAGGGCGACAAAAUUGGCCAUAGCGCUGUAUCCACCGUCCACAGCUUUGAGCAGCGAGGUUCGACUAAUGCGGAGGAUCUCGUCCGCCGAUACGUUUCUCAGUUGGGCGUCCGCAAUCAGUCCGAAGUCGAAUCUGUCGGCAUGCUUAUCGCGAAGAAGACUGGACAGGUUAGCACCCUGGCCGGACGCUCUCCUCUGUCGGUUGCUGCGGCCUGCAUCUUCAUGGCUACCCACUACUUGGGUGAGGCCAAGACAUCCAAGGACAUCGCCGUGGUGGCUGGUGUGAGUGACGGUACUAUCAAGACCGCCUACAAAUACCUUUACGCCGAGAAGGAGUCCUUGCUCGACGCGGAGGCUUUUCAGAAGAGCCGUGGCCGGGGUAAGAUCGAGAAGUUGCCUGCUGCAUAG
This is a messenger RNA of Diaporthe amygdali, 1074 nucleotides long. Its product is annotated as transcription initiation factor iib. Gene Ontology annotation, cellular component: transcription preinitiation complex; nucleus. Gene Ontology annotation, molecular function: RNA polymerase II general transcription initiation factor activity; TBP-class protein binding. The coding region runs from base 1 to 1074 and encodes 357 amino acids. Gene Ontology annotation, biological process: transcription initiation at RNA polymerase II promoter; transcription preinitiation complex assembly. The record is from RefSeq and is a predicted model, not a curated record. Lineage: Eukaryota; Fungi; Ascomycota; Sordariomycetes; Diaporthales; Diaporthaceae. The transcript has 3 exons.